Heteronotia binoei (common prickly gecko) is the source of this 3950-nucleotide messenger RNA. RefSeq names its product zinc finger protein 420-like. Gene Ontology annotation, molecular function: DNA-binding transcription repressor activity, RNA polymerase II-specific. The record is from RefSeq and is a predicted model, not a curated record. The transcript has 8 exons. NCBI's taxonomy places the organism in Eukaryota, Metazoa, Chordata, Lepidosauria, Squamata, Gekkonidae. Bases 422 to 3349 code for a protein of 975 amino acids. Gene Ontology annotation, biological process: negative regulation of transcription by RNA polymerase II.
GCAGCCGCCUGCACGCCCCCCCCCCCCCCGCCGGUUGCAAAAGCAGCAGCCUCUCCCCGGGCGCCAGCAGGAGCCAGGCGGCCAGGGAAGGGGGGGGUCUUGCAGCACCCAAGGGAGAAGAGGGGAGGAGCCCGGCAGAGGCCCAGCAGCAGGCAGGACGCCCCCCCCCCCGCCUCCCCCAAGAGCUCCCGGCAGCAGCAGCAGGAGGCGGCGGGCGAGGCCCCGGGGCUUCUCCAACCUGCAGAGCCAGAGUGGGGCCUGGAGUCUCCUGGGAUACGUGAUCUCCAGGCUACCUAGACCAGGUUGGAAGGCAGACUCCGCGGCAUUCUACCCCCCUGAAGACCAGGCUCCACCCUCAAAAUGUCCAGUAACGAAAGGCAUCUCUAUCCAGUCGGAGGUGACCCAAGAGAAGGGGAGGGAGAUGGAAGAGCAGGACCCAGAAGGAGCUGCAGCUGGCAAGACAGCAAGCAAAGGCCCCCCUCCCACCCAAGCUGGGGGUGGUGGUGAAGGCUGGGAAAGACCCAUGCCAGAGACACCUUCUCAGGUCACGGAGAUCUCAGAGGUGCAUGGCCAACACUUCCGGCAGUUCCAGUACCGUGAGGCUGAUGGGCCCCGAGAGGUUUGCAGCCGGCUCCAUCGACUCUGCAGCCACUGGCUGAAGCCAGAGAGGAACUCCAAGAAGCAGAUGGUGGACCUGGUGAUCCUGGAGAGGUUCCUAGCCCUCCUGCCCCAGGAAAUGCAGCGCUGGGUCAGGGAAUGUGGGCCGGAGACCAGUUCCCAGGCGGUGGCCUUGGCCGAAGGCUUCCUCCUGAGUCAGGCCGAGGAGAAGAGGCAGGCAGAGCAGAUGUGGGGACCAUCUAUGGAGAGAGAAGCUCCAUUCCCUGAGGCAGAGCGAGGUUCCUUGGAGGAAGGGCAGAGGGCGCAGGCCCAGGAGGGUGCCCAAGAUGCCCUCUCUUGUGGCACUGGAGAGAUGCUGUUGAGUCAUUCCAGCGGUGUGGAAACAGCUGCUUCACCUCCAGUCCAGUGCCCCUUUUCCUUUGAGGAGGUGUCUGUCUGUUUCACCGCAGCAGAAUGGGAGCUGCUGGAUCCAGACCAGAAGACUCUCUACAGGGAAGUCAUGCGGGAGAACUAUCUGAGCGUCAUCUCUCUGGAAAGGAUAAGAGAGACUUUUGUGGAGAAAGACAGUGGUUUCACAUCUGAAGAAAUGCUGGAGAGUUUUUCAAGGGGAUCCCAAAGACAUAUUUCCUUCCCAACUCAGCAGGCUGAGAAGGAUGAUCAGAGAAACGAGGAGGGUGAGGAACUUCUCCAGCACUUGCCAGAUCAAGAUCAAGACUUGAAAGAAAACAAAAGAUAUCAAAGCAGACCUAAGAGAAAGGAAGGCAGCUGUAAGCUUGAGAAGAGGAAAGAAAAAAGGAUUAAUGUACAUUUUUCAAAGCAGAGAAUAAUUAAGGCAUGUACAUCCAAUCAGUAUAGAAAGUACUUCAAAAAUAGAUCACAGCUCCUUGUGCACCAAAGAGUACACAAAGGCAAGAAACCUUCUGAAUGCUUUGAGUGUGGAAAGAGAUUCAGUGACAGUGGCACUCUUAAACGGCAUCACAGGACCCACACAGGGGAGAAGCCCUUUGAAUGCUCAGAGUGUGGGAAGAGAUUCAGUGACAGUGGCAGUCUUAAACGGCAUCACAGGACCCACACAGGGGAGAAACCCUUUGAAUGCUCAGAGUGUGGGAAGAGAUUCAGUGACAGUGGCACUCUUAAACGGCAUCACAGGACCCACACGGGGGAGAAAGCCUUUGACUGUUCAGAGUGUGGAAAGAGAUUCAGUCGGAGUGGCACUCUUCAACUACAUCAAAGAACCCACAUUGGGAAGAAACGUUUUGAAUGCUCAGAGUGUGGGAAGAGAUUCAGUGUUAGUGGCAAUCUAAAACUGCAUCAGAGAACACACACAGGGGAGAAACCUUUUGAAUGCUCAGAGUGUGGAAAGAGAUUCAGUCGGAGUGCCACUCUUCAACGGCAUCAAAGAACCCACACAGGAGAGAAACCUUAUGAAUGUUUAGAGUGUGGGAAGAGAUUCAGUCGGAGUGGCCAUCUUCAACGACAUCAAAGAAUCCACACAGGAGAGAAUAAUUUUGAAUGCUCAGAGUGUGGGAAGAGAUUCAGUCGGAGUGGCACUCUUCAACGGCAUCAAAGAACCCACACUGGAAAGAAACGUUUUGAAUGCUCAGAGUGUGGGAAGAGAUUCACUUGGAGUGGCUAUCUUCAGCUGCAUCAACGAACCCACACAGGAGAGAAACCUUUUGAAUGUUCAGAGUGUGGAAAGAGAUUCAGUUGGAGUGGCUAUCUUCAGCUGCAUCAAAGAACCCACACAGGAGAGAAACCUUUUGAAUGUUCAGAAUGUGCGAAGAGAUUCAGUCGGAGUGGCCAUCUUCAACGGCAUCAAAGAACCCACACAGGGAAGAAACCUUUUGAAUGCUCAGAUUGUGGGAAGAGAUUCAGUCAGAGUGGCACUCUUCAACUGCAUCAGAGAAUCCACACAGGGGAGAAACCUUUCAAAUGUUUAGACCGUGGGAAGAGAUUCAGUCACAGUGGCCAUCUUCAACGGCAUCAUAGAACCCAUACGGGAGAGAAACCUUUUGAAUGUUCAAAUUGUGGGAAGAGAUUUAGUCACAGUGCAACUCUUCAACUGCAUCAAAGAACACACACAGGGGAGAAACCUUUUGAAUGUUCAGAGUGUGGAAAGAAAUUCAGUGAAUGUGGCAGUCUUCGCCACCAUCUAAGAACUCACACAGGGGAGAAACCUUUUGAAUGCUCCGAGUGUGGAAAGAGAUUCAGUGAAUGUGGCAGUCUUCGACACCAUCUAAGAAUCCACACAGGGGAGAAACCUUUUAAAUGUUUGGAGUGUGGAAAGAGAUUCAGUCGGAGUGGCCAUCUUCAGCGGCAUCAAAGAACUCACACAGGGGAGAAACCUUUUGAAUGUUCAGAGUGUGGGAAGAAAUUCAGUGUCAGUGACAGUCUAAAACUGCAUCAGAGAACCCACACAGGGGAGAAACCUUUUGAAUGUUCAGAGUGUAGGAAGAGAUUCAGUCGGAGUGGCACUCUUCAACUGCAUCAGAGAACCCAUACAGGGGAGAAACCUUUUGAAUGCUCAGAGUGUGGAAAGAGAUUCAGUGAAGGUAGCAGUCUUCGACACCAUCUAAGAAUCCACACAGGGGAGAAACCUUUUGAAUGUUUGGAGUGUGGAAAGAGAUUCAGUCGGAGUGGCCAUCUUCAGCGGCAUCAAAGAACUCACACAGGGAGAAACCUUUUGAAUGCUCAGAGUGUGGAAAGAGAUUCAGCGUCAGUGGCAAUCUAAAACUGCAUCAGAGAACACACAUGGGAGAAACCUUUUGAAUGUUUGGAGUGUGGGAAGAGAUUCAGUCAGAGUGGCCAUCUUCAGCUGCAUCAUAGAACCCACACAGGAGAGAAACCUUUUGAAUGUUCAGAGUAUGGAAAGAGAUUCAGUCGAAGUGGCACUCUAAAACUGCAUCAGAGAACCCACAGAGGAGAGAAACUUUUUGAAUGUUGAGAGUGUGGAAAAGUGAUUAAGUCGGAGUGGCCAUCUUGCAUCAAAGAAUCCACACGGGGAGAAAUCUUUUACAUGCUCAGAUUGUGGAAAGAGGUUUAAGUCCUCAAAUUCAUACCACAAUCCCACAUGCUGUUAAAGGGAUACCUCACUUUUCCCCUCCAGGAUCUUGGCAACAGUAGAUUAAGUGUUUCUUUACGAAUCAGAAAACUCUGCUAACGAAAAGUCAGAGCUCAUUAAAGAGAUUAUUAUACGUUUCAGGUAAAUUUGACUUUGUCCUUUUAGUGCUCUGUGGAUUUUUUUUAAUGUGUUGGGCUUCAUUAAGUAUGUCAGUUUGGUGUUGCAUGUCUUUUUUCAAUUGUGUAUAAAGUUCUUUAAAAAUUCUCCUUCA